AGUUUUUCCACUUUCUUUGGCUACACUUCAGGACCCUCCCCCGUCGGAUGGGACUCGGCUCUUUCUCCCUCUCUGUGUGUCCUCUUCCAAUUGUUUACACCGCUUGAAUAUUUUUUUUUUGAAAGAAGUGUGGAGAAAUUAAAAGAAACGCGUUUAUUCUCCUCUCUUUCGUCUGAUGGAAAGUUGGUGCCUGACUGGUGCGAUAUAAAAACGACGCAUUAAUCCUGGAGUUACUGGCUGGCAAGGAUCAUGUCCACUCUGCAGAGCUCCGCCCCCCUGCUGCUGCUCAGCUUCCUGAUUGGCCUUGGCUUCUCUCUCAACCCCAGAGACCCUAAUGUGUGCAGCCUGUGGGAGAGCUUCACCACCUCAGUUAAAGAGUCCUAUUUUCAUCCUUACGACCAAGUGACAGAGGAGCCCUGCUCGGACCCACGGACCUCCUACAGAUGCACGCGCCACAGGAUCACCUACAAGACGGCCUACAGGCAGGCGGUGAAGACCAACUACCGCAAGAGGUACCAGUGCUGUCCAGGCUACUACGAGAGCAGAGACAAAUGUGUCCCUCGCUGCACCAAGGAGUGUGUUCACGGUCGAUGUGUCGCUCCGGACCGCUGCCAGUGUGAGGGAGGCUGGCGAGGCGACGACUGUUCCAGCGCCUGUGAUGACAAACACUGGGGGAAAACCUGUAUUGAGCAGUGCAAAUGCGAGAAUGGAGCGCUCUGCGAUCCUGUGAAGGGGGCGUGUCUGUGCCCUCCAGGGUUCAUGGGACGAUACUGUGAGGAGUCGUGUCCAGCGGGGAUCUUCGGGAAAGGCUGUCAGCAGACAUGCAAGUGUGAGGCGGGAGGAUCCUGCGAUAAAGCAACCGGAGAGUGUAUAUGUCGGGAGAGAUUCACUGGGACUUUCUGUGAGAAAGCGUGUUCCAGGAGAUGUCAGGCUCGCUGCCCCUGCCAGAACGGUGGUAUCUGUAAGGGCAAAGGAGUCUGUGACUGCCCCCCAGGAUGGACGGGUUCAGUUUGCACAGAGCGCUGCCCAGAGGGGAGGUUUGGAUCAAACUGUGCCGAGGAGUGCGUCUGUCACAACAGGGGCAAAUGUGACCCUGAAACCGGACAGUGCAAGUGUGCUAAAGGCUUCACUGGUAACAGAUGCAACGAGGAGUGUGCUGCAGGUUCUUACGGUCAGGACUGUAAAGGUGUGUGUGACUGUGCUAACGGUGCUCGCUGCUACAACAUCGAUGGAGGCUGCCUGUGUGAGCCGGGGUUUCACGGCCCACACUGCAGGGACAGGAUGUGUGCACCCGGCAAAUACGGCAUGCACUGUGAACGCACGUGUCUCUGCCAGGACAAACACACCCUCAGCUGUCACCCAAUGAAAGGGGAAUGCACCUGCCAGCCGGGGUGGGCGGGGCUGUUCUGCAACGAGACCUGUGCCCACGGUUUCUAUGGUCACGGUUGCCUGGAGCCGUGUUUGUGUGUGAAUGGAGGGGUGUGUGAUAGUGGGACCGGCCAGUGCAAGUGUGCGCCCGGGUUCACGGGGGUCCACUGUGAGAGUCCAUGUAAAAGCGGCACCUAUGGAAAGAACUGCUCCUUGGAGUGCUCCUGCAAAAACUUUGUGGACUGCUCGCCUGUUGACGGGACCUGUUUCUGCAAAGAAGGCUGGCGGGGCUCCGACUGCUCCAUCCGCUGCUCCGAGGGAACCUGGGGUCCAGGAUGCAACGCCACCUGCUACUGCGCCAACGGGGCAAAAUGUAAUCCUGCAGAUGGAUCCUGCACCUGCACGGCCGGCUGGCAGGGGGCGCUCUGUGACCAACCGUGCCCGAUGGGCACGUUUGGGCCAGGCUGCCUGAAGAGGUGUGAUUGUGUUCAUGCAGACGGCUGCCAAGCCACCACCGGGGAGUGCCACUGUCUGCCAGGCUGGUCGGGUUCUCGCUGUAACCAGCCGUGUUCAGAUGGUCUGUGGGGGCGUCACUGUAACCAAACCUGUCUCAAACACUGUCCCAACAGCGACACGUGUGUGAGGGAAACUGGAGAAUGUGUGUGUCGCCCAGGCUUCUGGGGAGUCACCUGCCAAAACAAAUGCCGAGCUGGUAUGUACGGAGAGCAGUGCAGCAUGUCGUGUCCGUCCUGUGGCCAGCUGUACCGCUGCCAUCAUGUGACCGGAGAGUGUGACUGUCUACCUGGAUUCACAGGAGCCAACUGUGAUCAAGUGUGUCCGACAGGCUACUUUGGCAAACAGUGUUCUGAAGUGUGUGUAAACUGUGCCAACAACUCCACAUGUGACCACCGGGACGGUCACUGUGAAUGUCUGCCCGGCUGGACGGCCACUGACUGCUCCAAACCAUGUAGUCCAGGAAGCUUUGGCUCGUUCUGUUCUCAGACCUGCUCCUGUCCCGCACACCUCAUCUGUGACCGUUUCACUGGAGACUGCGUGUGUGAAAGUGGAGAGGACUGUAAAGAAGACUCCUCUCUGCAGACAGGAAGCGUCAUGGUUCCUCUACCUCCCGGUGAGAGGGAGUCAUGGGGAGCUAUUGGUGGCAUAGUGGUGCUCGUCAUCCUGGUGGUGUUACUGCUGGCUCUGCUGCUGCUGUACCGCCGCAGGCAAAAAGACAAGCAGAACAACACACCGACUGUCUCCUUCUCCACCACCAGAACGGUCAACUCUGAGUACGCCAUACCAGAUGUUCCUCACAGUUACCACCACUACUACUCCAACCCCAGCUACCACACUCUGAGCCAGAGCCGACCUCCACUGCCCCACCUGCCCAACAACCAUGACCGCACUAUCAAGAACACAAACAACCAGCUGUUCUGCAGCGUGAAAAACAUGGAGAGGGAGAGGAGGGGUCUGUUUGGGGUUGAGAGCAAUGCCACUCUACCUGCAGACUGGAAACAUCACGAACCCCGCAAAGACUCAGGAGCUUUUGGAAUCGACCGCAGCUACAGCUACAGUGCCAGCCUCGGAAAAUAUUACAACAAAGAGCUGAAGGACUCAGUGGCGGUGAGUAGCAGCUCUCUGAACAGUGAGAAUCCUUACGCCACCAUUAAAGACCUGCCCGGCCUGCCCUACUGCCCCCCGGAGUGCAGCUACAUGGAGAUGAAGUCAGCCGUGCCUCGAGAGCGAGCGUACACGGAGAUAAGCCCGCCGCCUUUCAACACGGCCACUUUACGCAGAGAGCGCCAGAGUUCCCUCGGUCAUGCUCCACAAGAAGACCCCCAGAGCCACUACGACCUCCCCACUAACAGCCACAUCCCAGGACACUAUGACCUGCCACCGCUCCGCAGACCCCCCUCCCCCUCCCUCAGGAGGAGUCCUCAGUGACCGUUGUACCAGCAGAGAAAGUCUCCCUCCUCCUCCUCUUCCUCCUCCCCCUCCUUGUGCUUGGGAUGCUCUGAGAGACAGAGCAAACUUUACCCUCCUCUCCUCAGAGUUGUGGACCACUUACAGAGCAGCAGUGGGGCGUCUGUCCGGUCCCACCAAGGAGCUUUUGUUUACUGUGGAGGCUCCACUUUAACUCAACACUGCCCCUCUGUGGGCUGAAGUGGUACUUGCUGCACCAGGACGGUCCUGUCAUCCAGGCAGAGGAGCCAGCAGACUGCAAGAGAGGAAGGCUGCACUGUGGCGACGCCAGUGGGGCUUCUGCUGCAUUCAACUCUCACAGGAAAUACAAAGAGAAGACUUAAAGACUAAAAGCAGCAACUUAGUCAUUUGUAUGUUUUUAAACUUACCGAAACAGGCUGUAAAUGAAGUUUUCCACACAUCUAGGUCGCUGCUGAUUUGAUGUUGAAUAGGCACGUAUACAGAAUUCAAUUUUCUUGUUUUCUACAUCAAAAGUGAUUCAUUUGGUUUUUAAUCUGCUUCUUUACGGUUACAUUUCUUUCCAAACUCGAAUUCUUUUAUGUGCAAUUACAAAUGAAGUCAUCCCAGCUGGACUGUCCACAUGAUUUUAUCACUGAAACCAUCUGAACAUCAGAAAAUGAAAAAAGCCAAAGCUAAUGGGACCUAAUAGUACCAAAGAAAAAUCCUCAAGACUGACACUCAGGUGUCAGGAAGCUGUAAAGUCAAGUUGUUUCACAUAAGAACCAAAGAUUUGUAGAUCACCUGGAGGCCAACAUGAAUGGCCUUUGUGUUUUUGAUGGUUCACUUUAGUUUCUUCUCCAUAAUGAUGAAGGAACGAAGCUCAUUAGCUGCUGUCUACCAUGUAAAUAGAGAAAUAAAUAUAUUGUUAGCUUCACUAUAAUGUAGAAAACCAGCCCUAUUAUAAGAUGGUCAUAUUUUUACAGGGUUCAUGUGAUCAUUAACAUUUUGCUCAGUUAUACAUAUUGUAAGCUCAGUGUAAUAAAACUGUUUAUGUCAUGGAAAACAAACCAUCAUAAAGCCGGAGUCAAAAUCCAAAUGGAAGCAGUGUUAUGAAUGUCAGCACUGUUUGACCGCUGCAGCAACCUCUAAUGUUCAAAGAAGACAAUGUGCAAGUUCUAAAAUCUGCAGUUCCUCAAGUGUCCACUAGAGUCAGAAGUUAGGUUGUGCAAUGCUUGAAGCAGAUGAUGUAGUCUUUAAUAGAAGUGUGCUGCAGAAGUUCAAUCAGCUUAAUUAUCUCUCCACGCCUCCUGAUUGUUUUAAUUUUCACACCGACUCGUGAUGUCAUUUAAGACACUUAAAACUUCACACAGCUCCCCCUGCCAGAGCCUUUUUCACAUAUUCAGCAGGACUUCAGUGUGUAACAUACAGUAGGUGCACUCCCCACCAUGUUUAUAUAAGUCUUAAUGAUUUAUACAGAUAUGUUGAAAUCUGUCUCUGAUCAUUCUGCUUCAAAGUUGUCUUCAUAACCACUUUAUGUUUAAAAAUAAAAGCUGUUUUUCUGGUGAUAAACCACAUUAACAGAAACACCAAGACUUGAAACUAAUCUAUAUAUUUCACAUGGUUGAAUUUGAAAUGUAAUCAGUGUUUGAAAUAAUUUUGUCUUAAUUUGUCUGAACUGUUUAUCAUUGUUUAUCGUCGAUCAGUCAUCAGUUUAGAAGCGCUGCAGGGUCUUUGUAACAUACACACACACACACAUGCUCUUUGGAUACUUCCGACUUGCUAUGCUUCCUCUACAGUGUGCCUUGGAUUUUUUUUCUUAUUUUACAAGAACAGUUUUCAUUAAGUUCACAUUUUUUACCCAUGCAGCCUUCACAAGAAGUUUUAGAAAUGAUUUUGUAUGAAACUCAGAUCCUAUGGUGUAAAAUGUCCUGUAAAUACAAACCCUGUGUACCAGAAGAAUGUACAUCAUGCUUUAAAUGCUGUAGUGUUGGAUAGAGUUUGAGCUUCUUUUCCAUAAGGCCAUAUAUUUUUGAAUGUAACCAUGGGAACAUGUGUAUAUAAUGUAAAUAAAAAUGGCUGCACUUUUCA
This is a messenger RNA of Notolabrus celidotus (New Zealand spotty), 5379 nucleotides long. RefSeq names its product platelet endothelial aggregation receptor 1 (gene pear1). NCBI's taxonomy places the organism in Eukaryota, Metazoa, Chordata, Actinopteri, Labriformes, Labridae. Bases 250 to 3312 code for a protein of 1020 amino acids. Gene Ontology annotation, molecular function: protein binding; scavenger receptor activity. The record is from RefSeq and is a predicted model, not a curated record. The transcript has 23 exons.